AUGGGAUCAUUCAACCACUCACAAUCAGUCGCAUCGACACCGACACCGACGCCACCUACACGAGGGUCGCAACAGUCCAGCAUGUCGUAUAGUUUCCCGAACGGGGUUUCGCACCCUUCGAUGUCAAAUAGCUUCAACGGUUAUGAGCGAACGAAUGGCUAUGGAGGAAUGGCCCUGCAGCAAGAAGAAUAUAAACCUCAAAUAUACCGGGCCGUCUAUUCGAAUGUUUCUGUUUAUGAAAUGGAAGUUAACGGUAUCGCCGUCAUGAAACGCCGAUCGGAUUCUUGGUUAAACGCAACUCAAAUCUUGAAAGUGGCCGGUGUAGUCAAGGCUAAAAGGACAAAAACUUUGGAAAAGGAAAUUGCCGCUGGUGAGCAUGAGAAGGUCCAAGGCGGUUAUGGCAAGUACCAAGGCACAUGGGUUAGCUAUCAACGAGGGGUCGAGCUUUGCCGGGAAUAUCAGGUUGAAGAAGCACUAAGACCCCUGCUCGAGUACGAUAUGGACGAUGGCAACUCCCGACGUGCGUCACUUGAGACCCCAACAAAGGAACAAGCAAUGGCAGCUCAGCGGAAACGUUUAUACAAUGCUGAGAACCGGGGAAUUAGCCAGCCUGCCCAGGCUACUUUCUUUCAAAACAUGUCUCGUACCGCGGCAAAUGCCGUCAAUGCUAUCAGCAAAGCUCGAUUUGAAUCCCCGAACAAAAGAAGGCCAAGCCUAAUGCGCAACUCAUCACAACAGAUGAGCAGUCAAGAGUCCUUGAAUGCUCCUGGCGGUACACAGAAUAGCAUGUACAGUGUUCAUUCUGACAGUGGUUUCGCAAGUCAAAACGCUCACGGUGGAAGAAACGAUCCCACACUUGACCAUGAAAUCAUACUGGAACCUCCACGCAAACGAGUGAGAAGUUCGUCAAAUCAAGGACGCUCAUUUGGAGGAAAUAGUACGAUGUCUGUAUACGAGCCCACUCCUACAGAGCCAAAUGAUUCGUUUUACCAGCAGGCAGAUGAUUCCAUGGCAGUUGACGACAUGAAUGGGACAGAUCCGCUUCCUCCACCCGCGCAUCCAGAUUGCUUCCAAAAAAUGAAACUUAUCAUGACCCUAUUCCUUGACAAGCGCAUGAAAGAUUUCUCAAGGCACCCUGCCCUGGUACAGCUAUCAGGCGAGGAUCUUGAGAUACCCUUGGACGAAUAUCAAAACAGCGCUCUGCACUGGGCGGCAAUGCUAGCCCGUCUUCCGCUACUACAUGCGCUUGUUGAAAAGGGUGUGAAUAUUUAUCGAUUGAAUGCCGCUGGUGAAACCGCGUUGCAAAAAGCGGUCGGGACGCGAAACAACCUUGAUUACCGAACCUUUCCUCGGUUACUUGAGAUACUGGGACCUACUAUUGACAUGGUCGAUCAUAGUGGUAGGUCAAUUCUACAUCACAUUGCGAUCAUGGCUGCAACCGGCGGUGGUGGACAUGUCUCCGCGAAGCAUUAUCUCGAAUCGCUAUUAGAAUUCGUGGUUCGACAUGGCGCCAGAAGCCAAGAAAACGACAAAGCUGCGACGAAUGGUGAGAACGAGCAGUCGCAGGGCGAGAUUAUCAGUCUCGGCAGAUUUGUCUCUGAGUUGGUCAAUCUGCGAGAUGACCAAGGCGAUACGGCUUUGAACAUCGCUGGUCGUGCGCGAUCAGUACUUGUGCCACAAUUACUAGAGGUUGGAGCUGAUCCUCAAAUCCCUAAUCAUACUGGCCUCCGCCCUGCAGAUUACGGUGUGGGUGUUGACAUGGUCAAUGAAAGCUCUCAAGCGCAACCAGGCGAUGAGAAAAAAGACACUUUCAUUGACCAGUUGGCUAAAACGAAGAAAGAGAUUCUCGAUGCUACUCUUGCGCAAAUUGGGUCCUUGGUUGAAGAAACAUUGGGUGGCAUUGACCGCGACUUGACUUCAGACUUGAGCAAAAAGCAAGCUGAAUUUGAUCACUGGCAUGCAAAGAUACGCGAGAGCGCACGUGCCCGACAGAUCGAUCAAAAUGAGCUUGACAGCCUCAAGCGCAAAGCAUCUGAUCGGUCAAAUGUGAGUCGACGGAUAAAGAAUCUCGAGAAUGAUGCCGAGGAUUUGGUGAAUUCUCUGAAGAGUUACUAUGGCGACGACUUUGACGUCUCUAGUACAUAUCCCGUGGGCUAUGCAGAUACUGAUUCAGGUGUUGAUGUGAACGAGUUCAGCAGAUUGUUCUCGGACUUUGACCCGAGUGGCGAGCUGUCGGCCGACCAGAAGGAGUUCUUGGCGGCAUUACCAUCUGCAGCUACUCUAGAAAGCCGUCUUGAGGCAUACCAAGGUCUCAAUAAAAAAAUAAAUGACGAGAUCAGUCUUCUCAAGUCCAGGAAUGUAGUCCUCGGCGAAAAUUAUCGUCGUGUGGUUAUGGCCUGUACUGGCUUUACCGCCGAGCAGGUUGAUGAGGCUGCCGAAGGAUUGACGAAGCAUAUCAAGGAUUUGAACGACAAUCCGGUGUCAGAAGACGAGGCGAUCGAGAUUCUGAUGAAAGAUCGAGGUCAAGACUGGUAG
Talaromyces marneffei is the source of this 2535-nucleotide messenger RNA. RefSeq lists its product as uncharacterized. The record is from RefSeq and is a predicted model, not a curated record. Gene Ontology annotation, molecular function: DNA binding; transcription coactivator activity; protein binding. The transcript has 3 exons. Bases 1 to 2535 code for a protein of 844 amino acids. Gene Ontology annotation, cellular component: SBF transcription complex; MBF transcription complex. Lineage: Eukaryota; Fungi; Ascomycota; Eurotiomycetes; Eurotiales; Trichocomaceae.